UGAAAGUAUAAAAAACGCAACGUGAAAUAAGAAUUUGAUAAGCAAGACGGCGAAAAAUGCUUGCAUUACUUCAAAUUUCAGUGGUUCUUCUAGCACUUUCUGCAACAUCCGGCGGUGCAGCUGACGCUAAAUCGAACCGCCAUCAUGUAGCUGAGGCCUGCUCGCCCUUCAUCUGUGACGCAAAGGGCGUCAAACCGGGAGUGCAGUAUUGUGCGCCGGGAGGUUCCCGGUACGCGGACGUUUCGUGCAGUUGCAAAAAGAAGGGCACCGCUUGUGCGUCUUGUUUCGUCAAGCAGACGCAUGCCUGUGCAAAGGGCCACGUGUUUAACUUUGGAACCGGAACUUGUGCCCCGGACAGUGCGGCCAGCAGGAAACCCUGCGAGGACUACUGGCGGACGGUUCCACCGAGGGGUCGGGGGUGAUUUGUAAUGUUCUGUCCCACUUAUCGUUAUAUUUUCGAACUGAACGACUUUAUAGUUUUAAGGCGUACGAAUUCAUCAUUGCCAUGCUUAUGAAUAAUAUCGAGUAAUUUAUUCCGUUGGAACUGCAUCAACAAAAUGAGGUACAGAUUUUAUAUUCGGAAAGAUCAUAUUUCGCAUCGAUUUAUUCUUU
This is a messenger RNA of Culex pipiens pallens (northern house mosquito), 612 nucleotides long. RefSeq lists its product as uncharacterized. The coding region runs from base 57 to 422 and encodes 121 amino acids. The record is from RefSeq and is a predicted model, not a curated record. The transcript has 4 exons. Lineage: Eukaryota; Metazoa; Arthropoda; Insecta; Diptera; Culicidae.